AAAUAUUAUGGCGAAAUCUCAGGUGUUACCGACAGUCCUCUGUGCAGGGCCUGCAUGGAGGUCGAUGAAACACCGACGCACGUGCUCCUGGAGUGUGCAAGCCUGGCAGAACAUCGAGGACGCCAUCUGGGAUCCCCAACCUCACUUCAUGAAGCCCUCGGCAACCUGGGCGGUCUACUUGGCUUCUGGAGCGAGCUUGGAUGGCUGGAGUGAAGACUUCGGCGGGGAGGGGCAACGCACGCACAACAGACGGAAACGUUUAAGUGCGGAAACCAGCCCAGAGAGAAGAAGAAGAAGAUGCCUACGAAUUAUAGAGGAGUUGGCGAUAGUUAUUUAAAAAAGAGUUAUUGUGAUAAAUCCGACUUGCUAUACUUAUGCAAUGCGAAA
This is a messenger RNA of Maniola jurtina (meadow brown), 387 nucleotides long. RefSeq lists its product as uncharacterized. The coding region runs from base 8 to 337 and encodes 109 amino acids. The transcript has 2 exons. NCBI's taxonomy places the organism in Eukaryota, Metazoa, Arthropoda, Insecta, Lepidoptera, Nymphalidae. The record is from RefSeq and is a predicted model, not a curated record.